Messenger RNA from Brassica rapa (field mustard), 477 nucleotides. RefSeq lists its product as uncharacterized. The record is from RefSeq and is a predicted model, not a curated record. Lineage: Eukaryota; Viridiplantae; Streptophyta; Magnoliopsida; Brassicales; Brassicaceae.
CUGUAUUAUUAUAAUCUUCCCAAACCAAGUUGUCGUUGCUCACCAAGCCUGAUUUAUCUUCUCUACUUUCAGACACAACUCGGGUUUUCUUUGUUUGUCUCCUGGUUUUGUGUGAUGGAAAUGAAGAACAAGCCAAAUAAUGGAAACGAAGAUGGUCCGAAACAUAGCCAAGUGGUGAAGAUAAAGAAAGAAUUCGAAAAGAUAAGUCAGCCAUCGCUGCAGCAACCGGAGAUGAGAAGGGUCCUCGCGGAAACCAAGAGGCGUCAACGUUCACGUUCACCUCUCGGCUUAGGAGAGAGAUCUAUUCCCGUUGGGAAUUAAUGUUCCAUCGUUCACCUUUGUAACCGAGAGAGAUAGUAGUAGUAGAAGAAGAACCUCCUUACGAGAGAUUCUGAAUAGUUACAGUCUUGCAGACUUUGUUGUAUAUAUGACUCUGUUGUACUCUUUGGUGUGAAUAUCAUCUAUGAAUCUCCCUUC